Molecule: messenger RNA, 3201 nt
Organism: Haplochromis burtoni (Burton's mouthbrooder)
Lineage: Eukaryota; Metazoa; Chordata; Actinopteri; Cichliformes; Cichlidae
Product: ankyrin repeat and fibronectin type-III domain-containing protein 1
Exons: 7
Coding region: 2371-3087 (238 amino acids)
Biological process (GO): regulation of establishment of bipolar cell polarity; establishment of mitotic spindle orientation
Cellular component (GO): spindle
Source: RefSeq, a predicted model, not a curated record
UGCUGAGAGUUUAUUAAUUACCUGUAAUUUUAUCAUUCCAUAACUGAUAACGGUCCACUAUUAAAACAGUCUACUAUCAGCUUAGUUUCCUUCUUCUCACUAGCCUCUGGUUAUAAAAGCCAGUGAGCUUUCAAACACAAAAUAUGAAGUAGCUGACAACCCUAAAACUCAAUUAUAUACCAGUUUAGUUUGUAAUAAUAAUAAUAUGUCAGCUCAUUUCUGCUAAUUUUCUUACUAAUUUUUCUUUUAUGUUAAGCACAUUCAGCUUAUGUGUCCAAUAUAGACAAAAUGGCCAUUGCCAUUCGAGCAGUUCAAGUAAGGUGGUACUAUAAGCCAGGGGUGUCAAAUGUAAGGCCUGGUGGUCAGAAUCGGCCCAGCAACGGCUCCAAUCCACCCCACUUGACAGCUUUGUAAAGUACGGAGAGCAGAUAUUUUUUGGGACUUUUACCUGUCUUUUUAUAAGUUUUACAGGUUUUCCUGCUGAUAAAGACCUCCCCCACAGCCAUUCAUACUACACUGAUAUAGUUGAUUAAUAGGUAAACAGUUAAAUGACAGAAACAUUCCUGUUUUUCAGUGUCCAAAAUAGAAUUAAAAAAAGACCAUUUUCAUAAAUCAACAAUAAUUUUGUUUCAUUAAAAAAACUUGCUGAACCAAACAUUAAUGUUUGUACCACGUUUCAUGACAGUACAAUCGACAGUUUUGCACUAAUUUUAAAAAAAAAAACGUGAAAUAAGAUGUUAGCCUGAGUGGCAUAGUGUUGGAGUGGUUACCAUUUGGUGUUGCUAUUAUACUGUAGGCUUUUUUUUUCUCUCAGUGAAGUUUGCAAGUUCUUCAAUUGCCUGAAUAAGUUGCUGGUGGUUCUACCUUGACUGUAGGUAUAUUGAUUGUCUCUCCGUGUUAACCCUGAGAUGGACUUAUAAGCUGUCCAGGGAGCAUCCAGCCUGCUUUUUGACCAGGCUUCAGCACCCUGUGACCCAACUGGGGUAAACAGUCAAGGUGAUGGAUGGAUGGAUGGAUGGAUGGACGGAUGGACGGAGGGACGGAUAGAUGGACUUAAAACCACAUAAUGUCGCCAUAGGGCCAUAAAUAUUUGUAUAAAUUUUGAUCAUGGUACAACUAAAAAUGCUAAAAAAAAAAGAGCUAACAAUAGACCAAUGUGUGUAAACGAACCAGUACCCUAAUUUCGUCAUGUUGGUUUCCGCUAAAAACACCUAUUAUGUAUGAGCUCUGUGAGUCUUGAUAAAUAUACACUCACUGGCCACUUUGUCAGUUACACCAUGACAUCCUUUUGGCUUCAGACCUGUCACAUAGAUUCAAUAAGGAGCUGUAAGCAUUUCUCAGAGAUUUUGGUGACAUGGCAGCAUCACACAGUUGCUACAGCUGUCUCGGCUGUACACUCUUGAUGCAAAUCUUCAGUUCUACCACACCCAAAAGCUGCUCUAUUGGACUGAGAUCUGGAGACUGUGGAGGCCCUUUAAGUAUAGCGAAAUCAUUGUCAUGUUAAAGAAUCUAGUUGAUUUGAACUUAGCUGUCUCCAGCUGUGUCACUAUCAGAAAAUGAGUACCCUGUGGUCAUAGAGGGAUGGACAUGGUCAGCAACAAUAAUCUGGUAGACUGUGGUGUUUAAAAGUUCAGUUGGUACUAAGAUGCCCAAAGCGUGACAAGAAGAUGUCUCCCACCCCAUUACCCCAACAGCAGCAUCAUAACCCAAGGAUAAAAGGCAGGUUAGAUCCAUGCUUUCAGAACUCAACGGACUGGGAAACAUUUUUCAAAUCUUCUCUGGGAAUCAUAGCUUCAAUUUCUUGUUCUUAGUUGACAGGGGUGUUCUUCCGUCAUCAAGAUCCAGUGUAUUGUUCAAACAGAGAUGCUCUUCUGCAUACAUUGGUUGUAACAAGUGGUUAUUUGAGUAACUGUUGCCUUCCUAUUAGUUUGAACUUCAGCAGGUCGUCUACAUGCCUAAAUCCACAGAUUUGCCACUACAUGAUUGGCUGAUUAGAUAAUUGCAGUAACAAGUUGUUGUAUAACAGUUUUUCUUUCUUUAUUUCAUCUCCCUGAAGGUUGGAGGGACAUUGAUGGCCGCGCUCCUCGUCAGAGAGGACAGAAGGAGUCACUGGACCAGCUACUUGGGCAGAUAAAAGAAGCUCACCGCCACUGUGUCUGCCAUGAGCAAUGCAAAGCUCCACCACAAAGCAGGAAGCACUCAGUGUCCAAGAGCCUGCGGCACCUUUUCCAGCCCACCAACAAAUUUGUCAAAAGCUUGAAAAGAGGUCUCUAUCUGGCGUCCAUAUUCUACAGAGAUGACAACGUGUUGGUGACUCCAGAGGAGCAGAUUCCUAUUGUGGAGAUUGAAGAUUCGUAUUCAAGCUCACUGAUGCAGGACUUUCUAUGGUUUACUAAGGUGUCCUAUCUAUGGGAGGAAAUUUCGUGGCUGCAGCAGUGCCUCGGUCCUUCCCAGACGUCGUGCUCAUGCACUCUGCAGACUCGCCUCAAGAUGCUGCAGGCCGUCUCCCAUCUACAGGGAGCACUGGGAACCCAGGAUCUUGGUCAGGUUUAUUUUGAGCCGAUCAAAGACAAGCAUGGUAACGCCCUGUUGGUGCUGCUGAAGGACAUGAAUGCGUCUCCCAACCUUGACGGGGUACGCUGGACGCAGCUUUGUAAACUGCAGCUCCAACGAAAAUCUAUAUCAUCCCCUGAAGAGCCCACUGCGCUGGACAUGCUCCUCAUCACACUUCAUGAGAAGCUGGCGUACCACAGGCGUAGCAGGAAGCUUUUGUCUCCAGGCUUAUAUCUGGGCUACCUGAAGUUGUGUACAUCGGUGGAGCAGAUAAGAGCACUGGUGCCCCAGAAACUCCCCAACGUGCUCUGUCAUACCAAAAUUCGAGACAACAGCAAUGUGUCCAGAGAGGAGUGGCAGUGGCUUCAGGCCCUCAGCUCUCUGGAGGAGUCACUGGAAAUGGACCAUGAUGUACAGAGUGCUCCCCAUCGCCUCCUACAGGACCUGCGUAAUGCCAUCAAGGACCUGAUAGCUCACAUCAACAUUCCUGGCAAUCAGGUCAGAACAAGACAACUGUAUCUAUUUAGUGAGUGAGUCCACAAUUUGUUUAGUAAAAGUGAUUUUGACUGAUGCGUAGAACCUGGGGAAGCAUACAGCGAGUCAGGCAGCAGCAGAAGCACAAAGCUCUUUAAAAUGACUCCAGUGGAA